Messenger RNA from Boleophthalmus pectinirostris (great blue-spotted mudskipper), 5146 nucleotides. It is a transcript of the gene pappaa, whose product is annotated as pregnancy-associated plasma protein A, pappalysin 1a. Gene Ontology annotation, molecular function: protein binding; metallopeptidase activity. The transcript is spliced from 22 exons. The record is from RefSeq and is a predicted model, not a curated record. NCBI's taxonomy places the organism in Eukaryota, Metazoa, Chordata, Actinopteri, Gobiiformes, Gobiidae. Bases 1 to 4971 code for a protein of 1656 amino acids.
AUGAAACUUUGGACUUUUACCUGGGUGUCUUGCCUGGUGAUUCUCAUCUUGUGCUUUGGGUCAGAGUGUGGAACAAUUAGGUUGAAAGGAAGAUCCAAGAGGGAGCUGGUGCGCCUCAGGGAGGCAAAAGCUACCAUCCCGGGGUCUUGUGCCACUCGCCUGCCCCGGGGCAAGCGCUCCGUACCCGGGGUGGAGAGGAGGCUUGUGCGCCAGCGGCGGCGCACCUCUCAACCCGAGAAUAACUCUCUGGAGCGCGGGGGUAAAGCGGUCUACUUCACCGGUAGAGGAGACCAGCUGCGCCUUAAACCAGGCGUGGAGAUACCCAGAGGAAAUUUUACUCUUGAGAUGUGGAUCAAACCGGAGGGAGGUCAACGAUCACCCACUGUAAUAGCAGGCCUCUACGACAAAUGUUUCUAUGCUUCCAGUGACCGAGGAUGGCUGCUUGGUAUUCAGGCAGUCAGUGAAUAUGGAAAUCGAGACCCACGGUUCUUCUUUUCCCUUAAAACUGACCGUGCACACAAAGUGACCUCCAUUCACUCCAACGCUCGCUAUGUGCCCAAUCAGUGGGCCCAUGUGGCAGUCACAUAUGAUGGCAUCUACAUGAAACUUUUUGUUAAUGGCGCUCAGGUGGGCGUCAGCCGGGAGCAGUCGGGAGAUGUCUUUAGCCAUUUGACCAAAAAGUGCAAAGUACUGAUGAUUGGAGGAAAUGCCCUAAAUCAUAAUUACAGAGGGGCAGUGGAAAGACUGGGUCUUUGGAGGCAUGCCCGAGGACAGAGACAGAUUAUCAGAGAUAUGCAGGCCCAAGAAGACCCCUUAGAUCUACCUCAUCUCGUCAUCCGUGAAACCUUUGAACACCCAGGACGAAAGUGGCUCACUGUAAAAGAUGGGAGUUUUCCACAACCUGAGCACGGAGGUGUGGGGCGGGUUGGUGGUAUUGGAUGGGGUGGAGUUACCAAUGGCGAAAGUUUGUUAGACAUAACACUUGAGCCUCCCCCUUGUGGUCAGACUGUUUGCGAUAAUGUGGAGGUCAUUAAAAACUUUAACCAGCUUUGGACCUUCAGACGUCCCAAAAAAGUUCGCUAUCGAGUGGUAAAUAUUUGGGAUGACGCACGAAGACGACCAACUGUAACGGACCAUCAGAUCAGUCUGCAGCACCAACAGCUCAAUGAUGCCUUCAGCCCUUACAACAUCACCUGGGAACUCAGCAUCCACAAUGUGACCAACUCCUCUCUCCGGAACCGCUUAAUCCUGGCUAACUGUGACAUUAGUAAAGUUGGCGAUGAUGCGUGUGACCCUGAAUGUAACCAUCCUCUGACAGGCUAUGACGCAGGGGACUGCACAUCGGGACACCGAGGCAGAUGUCCUGAACACAAACAGGGCAACGGCAUCUGUGAGCCAGAGUGUAACUGGGAGAACUUCAACUACGACCACGGCGACUGCUGUAACCCCGCUGUGACCGACGUGACCAAGACCUGCUUUAAUCGCUCAUCUCCCCACAAAGCCUAUUUGGAUGUAAAGGAGCUGAAAGAGAUCUUGCAAUUGGAUGGCUCAACUCACCUGAAUGUCUUCUUUGCCAAUUCUUCUGAUGAAGAUCUGGCUGGCGUUGCCACUUGGCCUUGGGAUAAAGAAGCUCUCACGCAUUUAGGUGGCAUCGUGCUGAACCCGUCCUUCUAUGGAACCUUUGGCCACACUGACACCAUGGUCCAUGAGAUCGGUCAUAGUCUGGGGCUCUAUCAUGUUUUUCGAGGCAUAUCUGAAAUUGAGUCUUGUAACGACGCUUGUCUGGAGACUGAGCCCUCAAUGGAAACUGGAGAUCUGUGCGCAGACACCAACCCCACCCCCAAAUUCAAAGGCUGCCAUGAUCCAGUACCUGCAAACGAGACCUGUGGCUCUCGGCACUUUAAAAACACACCGUUCAACAACUACAUGAGCUACGCUGAUGAUUCCUGCACUGACUCAUUCACACUGAACCAGGUUGCCAGGAUGCACUGCUACCUGGACCUCAUUUACCAGACCUGGCAGACCACUUCUAAGCCCCCUCUUGUGCCAAUGCCGCCCCAAGUUGUUGAGCAGCAUCAUAAUUCAGUUACACUGGAAUGGUUCCCACCCAUUUCUGGACACUUUUACAACAGAGAAUUGGGAUCAGUGUGUGAUAAAUGCACAGAAGGGGGGGUUCUGCUGCAGUAUGCCUCCAACUCAUCCUCUCCACGGCCCUGUGCCCCGUCUGGACACUGGUCUCCUAGAGAAGCUGAAGGCCCUCCAGAUGUGGAGCAGGUCUGUGAACCGAGUGUGCGCACCUGGAGUCCUAAUGCUGGAAUCGAGCAGGGCACGGUGGGCCUGUCCGAGUGCCCUCUGCAGGGCUGUAUGCUUCAGCUGGAGUUCCCACACCCAUUAGUCCCAGACUCCCUCACAGUUUGGGUGACCUUCUUUGGAGCCGAGGAAACAGCCCUUCCAGCCAUCCACAACAUACUGCUGCUGACGGUCAAUGGGAACAACAUCUCACUUGGUCCAAGCAAUGUGUUCUGUGACACCCCACUGACUAUAAAGCUGGAUGUGGAGGAAAGAGUGUAUGGAGUACAGAUUUUCACCAUGGAGCAACACCUAGAGAUUGAUGCCACCCUCUUGGCUUCUAAAUCUGACUGCGAACUGUGCAGAAACUGUGAACCUCUGCGAUAUCGCCUAUUGCGCCAGCCACCAUUUAACCAUGCACCCAUGGGUCUGAUGCUUAAUGAACCAGUUCGGAGGUAUACAGAUAGGGAUUUGAUGCCAAAAGUUGUGUAUACAUAUCAAGUCCAAACUGUUUCUAGCUGGAGUGAGAGUGAGCCCUCGCCACCGCUAGUACAUCAAGUCGGGGCUCCAUACUGUGGAGAUGGCCACAUUCAAAGUUUCAAAGGAGAGGAAUGUGAUGACAAGAACUCUGUGAAUGGGGAUGGCUGUUCUAGUCAAUGCAAGAAAGAGCCCUUCUUCAACUGUGUUGAAGAGCCCAGCAUGUGCUACUAUUACGAUGGUGAUGGGGUGUGCGAGGACUUUGAGCGGGAGACAGGGGUAAGGGAUUGUGGUCUCUACACGCCCAGUGGGUUUUUGGACCAGUGGGCCACCAGUGUGGAAGUGUCCCAAGAAGAGAAGCCCUACUGCUCUGGAGAGGUGGCUGCAGGAUAUCCUGCUGUGACUAAAACAUGCCAGUCGAAGGUGUUUGACUUGUCAGAUGGUGUCUCACAGUACGCAUGGUUUCCCUGCCAUGGUGGCAGUCAGACACACUGGGGACACUCCAACUACUGGCUCAAGGCUCACUUUUCACAUCCAAUGGUGGCAGCAGCAGUAAUCAUUCACCUUGCAGCGGAUGGGACCAGUUACAUAGACCAGACACAGUGCAACAUCACAGUGCAGCUUGUGGAUACCAAUGAGGGCAACCACAGUCUAGGAGAGUGGCGCCUCAGCUGCCGCACUAACCCACUGGUGAUCCCUGUGAGCCAUGACUUGUCCAUGGCGUUCUACCACACAAAGGCCAUCCGGGUCAUGUUUAAUUCCCACCUUGUGGCCAUCUCAGGUGUGGGCAUGCGCUCUUUUCAAUCCUUCGAUCCCAUCACUAUAAGUGGCUGCCAGAGCAACGAGAUCUAUAACCCCACUGGCCAGAGUUGUGUACAUUAUUCGUGCGAAGCCAUUGACUGCCAGGAACCUUUAAUCCGCAAUGCAGAGCUUAAGUGCAGUAGCUCCAGUCGCCACUUCUUCAAUGGAGACCGCUGCACCAUCUCUUGCAACUCUGGCUAUGUCCUACAAGUCCACCAGGAUGAUGACAUCAUCAAGAGCCAGUCGGAUUCAUCGGUGACCAUUACCUGUGCAAAUGGGAAGUGGAACAAACAGGUGUCAUGUGAACCUGUGGACUGUGGCAUGCCAGACAAGUAUCAUGUACAUCCUGCCAACUUCAUGUACCCCGAAGGCACCACCUACGGCAAGAAAAUAACUUUCCAGUGCCGUGAGCCUGCACAGCUUAUUGGUACCAACAACACUUUGACUUGUCUAGAGGAUGGUUUGUGGUCCUUCCCAGAGGCCCUGUGUGAACUGCGCUGUCCAGCUCCUCCUCCUGUACCCAACGCUGUGCUGCAAACAAAACGUUGCAAUGAAAGUGGUCUAAAAGUGGGUACCCUCUGCAAGUACAAGUGUAAACCGGGCUACCAUGUCACUAACAAACCCAAAAGACGAGCCUUUAAACGGCAGUGCACAGAGGACGGCAGUUGGCUGGAGGGUGCAUGUGAGCCAGUGACCUGUGAUCCUCCUCCUCCCAUCUUUCAUGGGUCCUAUUACUGCACGGACGGUUUCCGCUUUGACAGCGUUUGUAGACUCAACUGUACCGAUCCUGCCGGUAAAAGUGCCAGUGCCGCUGCAGGAGGCUCCGCCCAUACGGUGAGGCUGCUGCACGCUCCAUGCAAGCAGAGCACCACUUCCAAUAUGAUAAGAUGUAGAAAAGAUGGAAACUGGACAGGGUCGUUCCGCCUCUGCCCACACAGCAAAGGUCAAUGUUCUUUACCUCAAAACCUCCACCACAAUCUUCAGUACUCUUGCAAACGAGGGCAUGGUAUAGGUGAAGAGUGCGAGCUGUCAUGCCGAGAGAGCACAAAUGAAGUGGUGAUCCUCCCUAGCAACAUGACUGUGGACAAUGUGCUGAAGGAGCACUGGAGGAACCCACCCAAAGUCAAGAAUAUAGUGUGUACAAUGGGACUGAAGUGGUAUCCACACCCAGAAUUGCUCCACUGCAUCAAGGGAUGUGAGCCCUUCAUGGGAGACAACUACUGUGAUGCUGUAAACAACAGAGCAUUCUGUAACUACGAUGGAGGAGACUGCUGCCAGUCCACAGUGAAGACCAAGAAGGUUAUUCCUUUCCCCAUGUCUUGUGACAUUCGAGAUGAGUGUUCCUGCCGGGACCCCAACGCUGUGGAGAACAGAAAGGAGCUGCACAUGCACUCUCUGGGCUGAGCGGCAGCAUGGAUCUGCUUUACUGGCACCACACUCACAGAGCAGAGAAUGGGGAGACCUCAGACUUCAUCCUUUGUUUGACCUCCAGUUUCCUGCACAUGCUGCUUAACAGGCAUACCUCUCCAUCCAUUCUGCUUUUCAGACCAGCUGAAAUGUCUCAUUCCACCAGAGCUAG